Molecule: messenger RNA, 2092 nt
Organism: Sclerotinia trifoliorum
Lineage: Eukaryota; Fungi; Ascomycota; Leotiomycetes; Helotiales; Sclerotiniaceae
Source: the annotation of a GenBank genome assembly
GUGCUGUUCAGUUCGUUUCAUUCUUUUAAACCUCGCUUCUACCUUUUACUCUUCAACUUUCUUCUUCAAACAUUUACAUAUCCAGUGGAUAUUUACUGAGGUACUUGAAGUAUCUGUAUAUCAAAAUCAUUCACAAUGCAUUUUUCAAAGAAGGCUCUGGCAGCCCUUGUUGGGUCUGUGACUAGUGCAAAUGCUGCGAUCCUAUGGGAUGGUCGAUUCGAUUCUUCAACUAUGUCGGAUCUAGAGGCUUGGUCAUGGAGUAAUGCCGUUGGUGAUUAUCAGAAUUAUAUUGUAAGUACUUGUGUUCUAUCCACAGCCGAUAGAGUGAUUGGAAUGGAAUCUUAUAGAGAAAUAGCACGGCACAAGUAACUUCACCAACUAUAUUGCCCUCGACAGCACUUUCAAGAACCCAGCCGAUUCUGGAUCAUCCCUCGGUGCCAAGAUAACCCUUGACAGCACCUCAUACUGGGAAGGUCAAAACAUGCGUCGUACUGAAUUGAUUCCACAAACCAAGGCAGCUAUUGCAAGUGGAAAGGUCUACUAUCAUUUCAGUAUGAUGCAUAUGGAAGCCAAUGCACCAAGCAUCUAUAGAGAACAUCAAAUUUGUUUUUUUGAGAGUCAUUUCACUGAGAUGAAGAGUGGUUGGAUUAGUGGGGAGUCGGGUACAAGUGAUCCGCUUUUGAGAUGGGAUGUUAGUGGUAAUAGUAAAUGGAGUACUAACUGGACUGCUGGUGUUUGGCACAAUGUUGCUUACGGCAUUGUAUGUUUGAAUUUAUUACCCUUCUAUUCACUUACUAAUAUACCCCUAGGAUUUCUCCGCAGGCUCUGUUGAAUUUUACCACUCCACUGGUUCUGAUCCCCUCACUCUUACUGUUCCAGCAGUUUCUGUAUCCGCCUCAUCCAAUGGUGCAGAUUGGCACUUGGGUGUUCUCGAACUCCCCGUCAGCGGUCAAACCGACGGAACCGAAGAUUUCUAUUUCUCUGGUGUAUACAUUGAAAGUGGAUCACUAACCACUAGUGUUGCUGGACCUGGCGGAGCCGUUGUCUCUAGUUCUUCUUCUGCAAGCACGUUAGUAGAAUCUUCUUCUAUUGCUUCAUCUAGUUCAGUACCUGUUGUGGAAGCUUCCAGUGUGGUAGCCUCUAGUGAAACAUCAGUUCAAGCUAUUUCUACUCAAGCUCCAAUUUCUUCUUCUACUGUCCUUUCAGUUACUCAAUCAUCAUCUAUUGCUGUUCCGGCUCAACAAACAUCAUCAAUAAUCGCUUCGUCCUCGGCCACAACCAAAAAGUCCUGCACCAAAAAGGUAUCCCCCGGAACCACCACCACCAGCAUACCUCAAGUUUCCAGCCCUCCCAGCGCUUCAAUUAUCGAAUUCACAUCGACGCAAGCCAUCACCUCCAUCGAAAUAAUACCAACAACCAUCUACAUAACCGCCGGCGGUUCAACAAUUCUCUCCACCUCCUCCGUCUCCAGAACCUACACCUCCCAUUCAGCCAUCAUAACCAGUUCCUCUAUCCUCCCCAUCGCCAUUCCAUCCACGUUCCUCACAUCCAAAAAACCCUGCACGAAGAAAGCUUCUUCAGCAGCCCUCGCUUCUUCUCUUUCUGGAAAUUUAAACAUAGCUUCUAAUUCAGGAGUUCUAACUACUUCUAGUAUUCCCCAUACUACGCUCACGACGACCAUUACUCAAACAUCUUCCACGACCGUGGCUUCUAGUUCGUCUGCUACUACUACUGCCGGAAGUGGAAGUGGAAGUGGGAGUGCGGGCAGUUUGGCGAAGUACGCACAAUGUGGUGGGUUGAAUUGGACGGGAAGUGGGACGUGUGUGGCUGGGUGUACGUGUAAGGUGCAGAAUGAUUAUUAUUCGCAGUGUCUUUGAGUUUGGAGAAUGGGAAAAGAAAAGAAAAGGAAAGACUUCAAGAAGAUGGAAUGGAUUGAUGUUCAAUGAGGAGAUAGGAGGAAGGGAGGUUUAUUUCUUGUAUAUAGUUUGAAAUUUUGAGUGUGGAGGUGUGAUUUAAACUACAUAGUUGGGAAGUUGUUAAGUACAUAUCAAUAUAUCAGCAUAACAAACUAGUGUAAGAUCCCUCUUCCUCC